Tripterygium wilfordii is the source of this 731-nucleotide messenger RNA. RefSeq lists its product as uncharacterized. The record is from RefSeq and is a predicted model, not a curated record. Bases 53 to 469 code for a protein of 138 amino acids. The transcript has 2 exons. NCBI's taxonomy places the organism in Eukaryota, Viridiplantae, Streptophyta, Magnoliopsida, Celastrales, Celastraceae.
CUCUGUUUUUGACUAUCUUCCAACUUCAUCUCUCUUCUUCACCUACCCAAUUAUGUCAUCCUCCUCCUCCUCCUCCUCCUCCUCUUCUUCUUCAAUGUUGACCUCACAAGGUAUGGUCUUCGCCACUUCCAUGGCGGUUUUCGGCACCGUAAUUCUCCUCGCUCUCCGACUCCAGAAGUCUCUCCCCAUCGACCAAAUCCCUCAGCAAUCUCUUCGAUCCUGUCUCUCUCCAGAGGGGGAGAAAAAGAAGAAGAAGAAAAAGAAAAAGAGGGUGCACUUUGCAGAGGAUGUGAUGGAGCCCAGAGGGAAUAUCGGAAGCAAUUCGUCUUCAUCGAUCAAGUUUAAGAAGACGAGCUAUGGUGGAGCUAAAGCUAAAGACAGAGGAGCAAUGCCAGAGAACAGAGUGGCUCUGUACAAUGGGAUUCUCAGAGAUCGAGUCGUUCACCGUUUCUCUUACUCCUGCUAUUGAUUUUCCUUUACUUUCAUGUACAGUAGUAGUGCAGAAUUUCAGUUAAAAUCAUUUAAUUUCUCUGUAAUUGAAGUAAGUCCAUGUUUGUACAAAGUCUUCUCUUCUUUUUUUCUUUUAUAUUUUCUGGGAAAAUUUGGUGAGAAAAAAAGAAGAGAAGUAUAGGAAAAAAGAAAGAUGUCUGGCUAAAUUUGUGUAUGUUUCCUUUAUCUAACUAGAUGAACAGAGUAAUUCAAGAAUUAAUUGAUUCCCCUGUUUUUUCUCU